GUGGCGACGCACAGCCGGAACUUCCUGCGAAAAUGGCCGCCCGCCAUCCCGGCCUCCGAGUCUAUGGGGGUUCCUGUUGGACUUCAACUCCCAUCAGCCCCAGCCAGGACGGUCCAUGGUGAGGGCUGACGGGAGUUAAAGGCAGCCAAAUAAGUGGAGGGGAACCAGGGUGGGGAAGGCAAAGGGCUGCGAAAAAGCGCGCGUUCUCCGCGUUUACUGGCUCCUGUGGUCCCCCCGCCCAUGUUCUCCGCACCCGCGUGGUAUAAAAUAGGGUCUCCCCCUCCCCCCGCCUGUCAGGCAGUAGAGACCCGAAUGGAAAGACGCCUGACGGGUGCGCGAGGAGCAGGACUGCAGACAUGGAGCUCGGCCCAAAGUGAGAGAAUACUAUGACCAUGCAUAUGAAGCGCACACUUUGUUUUCUUUUAGAGCAGACGGCGGGUGAAGAGAAAAGUUUCGAAAUAUAGAUAUACAGUAUAUAAACAGCCUCCCUUCCUAAUCUCUUCGUCACUGACUGCGCGCCGGUCGCGGGAAAGUGACGCAAUUCCGGGCCGGCCGCUGUGGCUGAGGCCUAUGUACAAAUGGCUCUCCCAGGCGCUGCGCUCCUGGCUGCUCCCUUCUCCCCCUUAUCGCCGCGACGCGGAGCCUUCGCUCCCUCGGCCGCGGAAAAGGCGCCACCCCAGGUCAGAGGGGGCUUUAGCUGGAGCUAAAUGCCAGGGCCCCGAGGGGAGGGUCUGCUUAGCCUCAGGGUGGGCCGGUGGUGGCAGCCGCUGGACUUGCCUUCCUGUUUGCCUCUUGCUCUCCCCUUCCCUGCGUGGCCCUCUUCGUUCUCAGAGGCUUGGGGAGCUGAGUGAAAGAGCCUCAGAGGUCUCAUGCCUCGAGCUAGGCCGCCUCUCCGAGUUGGCAAUAAUGCCGGACUGGGUGUUGAGCGGGGCUUUGGUUGCGCACGUUUAAAGCACGCCCCCUUCCCCCUCCCCCCUUUUAAAAAAAACCCCGGGAACUUUAUCCCACGGAGUUACAAUUGCUAGCACUUUUGUUGUUGUUUAGUCAUAGAAUCAUAGAGUUGGAAGAGACCACAAGGGCCAUCGAGUCCAACCCCCUGCCAAGCAGGAAACAUUGUGCUGCAUACACUCCUUGCUAAUAAUGCUUAAGACACCAAGCUGUAUUUAAAGACAGACAUUGGUUCUAGGCAUAGCUGUCAACCUUCCCUUUUUCUUUUGCGGGAAAUUCCCUUAUUCCAGUGCCGUUUCCCGCUGCUAUCUCGGAUUGUUAGAUAUCCCAUAGGCUGUCCCCGGGACAGGUGAGGCUGCUGAUCCCUUAUUUUUAAAUCUGAAAGUUGACAGCUAUGGUUCUAGGUAGACUUCAGUAUGCUUUUAUUGCUGUUAGGAAUGUGGAUGUGGUUACUUGCUGUGGCUUUACUAAAGUAUAUCUUCAUUGUUUGUAAGAAUAACAAUGGCAGCCUUCCUUCUUGCAGAAGGAAAAUAGGAACCAAAGUUAAAAAGGAAACAAGUUAUAACUUUCCCAAUUAUAGUCUGUGAGCAGACAUGAAGCUUCAGAUUUUUCAGAGUAGGUUUCUGAUUCAAGCAUGAGAUGAAGCAAGUGCCCUCCAAAGUAGUCCACGCUGAACCAUUCUGCUUUCUGAAGUGCCAAAGUGAAUCUGAACCAAAUCUUGUUUUCAGUGCACAGCCCUAUUCAGUGCUUUUGCCACAGGAUACUAGCAAAAUAGCACGGAAAUGUUGCAGAUAAAGCAUCAUCCUAUUUACUGAUGUAUAGUGCUGUCAACGGGGGGGGGGGGGGAAUUUAGCUUGCAGAUAUGUGAUCAACUAUUUGAUGGUCAAAAACAAAGUGACAUCUGCAGCAGCUGAAAACGGGUCUCUUGGCAACAAGUAACUCAGCUUUGCAUUGAAUGCCUCAUUUCUCAAAAAGUUUUACCUAUUUCUUCCACAGUACUUGGUGGCAUGCUGAAGACCCUGAUGAGAAGCAAGCAAAAAGGCAGAAGCUUGGUAAUACCUGUUAUAUCACUUCCCAUAAUUUAAGUUCUUUGGCUUUGGGUGUACUGACUCUUUGUCUUGUUUUUGACAAUUCCCUGUCAUUACUGCAAUAUAAUUAUGUAGAUCUUAAAAUAUUUUUCUUUCCCUGCCCUCCCACAGAGAUUUCACAGCUGCCUCAAAUGGCCAUAACUCAUUCUUUACUGCAAGUGAAAAAACCAACAUUAUGCAAACAUGGAAAGUCAGUGCUUUUAAGACUUGGUCAGGGCAUGACACAAAUUUGUUCAAAUAUUGUUUAUAAAUCAAUAAAUGCAAGGGCAUUUUUGUACUGCCAUACCUAUCCAGCAGAGGCAUAGAAGAGGGGCUUUAGUUGGAAAAUUGCCAGAGCACUAAAGAACAGUACAGAAAGAGUAAGGUCCCAAUUCAGAAACCUCAUAUUGGAAGGGCUAACCAGGAAUGUGUCUCUGUUCAGACCAAGAAAUGAGAGCCACCAAAUUAGGCAAAAUCUCUCUUUCUCUGGAUAAGAGCAGAGGGACAUCCUGCAAAUUGGACUUGCAAAUCUUGGAGUCCCAGGGAAGUCAGCCCAGUUCUGAAACCAUGUAAAGGUCUACUGAACCUAAACAUGAAGGACUUUGUGACAGUAAGUAGCAUCAGCCGAUGCCUACAUUCAAUUUUGUAGUGCAUUGUGUUUCACUUAGUUUGCUUCAUCCAUCAAAUUGGGUUUCAUUCACCUGGUUUGCUGCUCUAUGGGGGAAUAAUUUCAGAAAGCUGCUGUGCCACUAGAACUCAUAACAGAAUUUAUUCAUUUAUUUGAUUUAUAUAGCACCCUUUAUCCAAAGAUCCCAGGGUGGUGAAUAACAUUAAGAACAUAAUUUAUGGAGCAUAAUAAUUAAAAGGUAAUAAGCAACAUAAUGAUAAAAUAAUCAUAAUAACAGCCCUACCCCCGUUUAACAGGCCAUAGAUUAUUUAAUGGCCAGCCAGAGGAUUUUGUUCACCUGAUGCCUAAAGACAUGUAAUGAUGUUGCCAGGCGAGCCUCUCUGGGGAGAACAUUCCACAGACAAGAAAGAAGCCACCACAGAAAAGUCAUGUAGAAUGGUAGCAAUCCCUUUAGAUACUCCUUAUUCUGACAUUUGAUAACCCAAACCAGUAUUACCAUUGAUCACUGAGCCAGAAUAGCCUUGGGAACCCUGACUGACAUCUGCUUAUAGAAAACAAAAAGUGUCCCAGACCAUGAAGUCUUGGUUUUAUUAGUAUACAUUUUUAAGAAUCUUGUAUCUAACUUAUGCCUUUUUUGCUCCAGUUCAUCUUCUGGUUAGAGCAAAAGGAUGACAAGAUUACUUCUUUCCAUAAAUGUACAUAUUGCCAUGUGUGAAUGUAUUCUGUGGUACCUCUUGGGCCUUCAGUCUACUAGCCUUUACCAUUAGUUCAUUGGAAGGGUUCUUUGGAGUUUUCACCUUAUGACUACGAUGCUACUUUGUACUGCAUGAGAUUCAUGAGAGGCCUCCCUUUUGUCUGUUUAAUUUUUCCUAGGUAUUUUUGAAACACUGCAUCAGGGGAUUGCCUCUCUAAUUAAACUACCUGCCCAUCUGACAACUAAGUAUUUUCAGACUGGAGAUUGGCAUGCAGAAACUACAGACGAGGUUUGUAUGCAUUCUGAGAAGAGACUUACAGAUUUGAGAUGCACAUUCAAACCAAAUUAGAUCCAUUGAACUCCUACCCUGUUUCUCUGGAGUGGCAACACUAUUGAAUUCACUUGAGUGGAAAGGAUUCUUAGGGAUAGGCUUUCCUCUGGCACUGUACAUCACAAGCUUAUUUCCCUGCACAAUUUUCUUCUCAUCACCCCAGUUCCUUCAAAUAAUAACUAGACCUUGGCUAAGAGAGAACUCUUCUUGCAGGCCCUUAAGACGAGACUGUAGGGCUGUAUGAAUAGAAAGCCAUGAGAAAUGCCCAUGCACUGCUGGACUGCUUGGCUUUUCUUAGGUAAAACUUGCUUGUUGCCCUUUUGGAGAAUUGUUGGCCAAAGGGGUUUGUGGCAAAAAGAGUCUCAUUAAUUGCCCAGCUUAAGAGAAAUCAUUGUGGGGUCAGAGGUUGUAUCAUUUAUUAUGAUGAAUUGGUUCUUCUGCUGAAUGAAAAGCAGGGGUGAAAGUGAUCUCUGGAGAUCUGACACCUUACCAUUCAGUUAUUAACUCAACAUCUUAUAUCACAAAACAAAACCCCCAAUUCUGCACACUCUAGGCUCUUAACGUUAUGUCAUAGAUGAAUAUAAAUGUUGCUAAUACAUCUCCAAGUGUAUUGUUGCACAGUAAGUGCCUGUUACUGUUUUAUUCUUAAGGUAUCUAAUCUGAAAUCAGUGUGUUCAUGGCUCCGGUUGUGAAAACAGAGAACUAUGAAUGAAUCAUAUCAAGUGACACACAGGGUUAAGUAUUUUGUUACAAAUGUAUUAAAAGCACACCUCUUAUUCUGCCAACCCAUUAAGUAUAAGUUGCAGCCUUACACACCUGAGCCUGAUGCUAUUUUUCUCAAGUUACAUGAGUGAAAUUAUUGGGGCUUGUGCAUGCAUGAUUGUGCCCUGGUCACUGAUGGCUUAAAAUGGCAGAAAGAAUGUGGGGAUUGAGAGACUAGAAGGCAGUAAUUAAUGUAGUUUGUUGGUUCUAAUCCAAAGUAUUGGAAGAGGAGCAGUCCAGGGAACUGUGGGUUUUGUACAUUGGACAUGUCUGGAAAAUGACUUACACAAACAUGCUUUGUUCAAGAUUAUUUCAAAUGGAUCUGGUAGUUCAGAUGAUAAGAAGAUGGAACCUUUCUCUGGGAUGCAGAAGUUUGAAUUGGGUAAGUGACGUGUAUUGUCACUACAUUUCAUGUAUGAUUGCCUUAGGAAACACUUUCGUUUUUCAUAGCUCCAUUUGCCUAAAGUUUGAGGCGACAGAAUAAAAAUACUCAAAGCAUUGAAGAGUGUACUCUGUCUUCGUCUUUUGUUGUUCUCUCAUGUAGUGGUUAUACUCUCUUCAUAUACAGUGAGGGAAAAAAGUAUUUGAUCCCCGGCUGAAUUUGCCUGUUUGCCCUCUGAUGAAGAAAUGACCAGUCCAUAAUUUUAAUGGUAGGUUUAUUGUAGCUGUGAGAGACAGAAUAACAACAGGAAAACCCCCAGAAACCCAAAAGACAAAAGUCAGAGAUUGAUGUGCAUUAUAAUGAGUGAGUAUUUGAUCCCCUAUCAACCAGCAGAUGUCAGGCUACCUGGUAUCCUCACUGUAUGUUACAAGCUGAGAUUAGAAGCACCUGCUGUAGGGAAAGGUCUUACCUGUAAUCCCAGCUCAUUAACAGUACCAGUACAAAAGACACCUGUCGACAGAAGCAAUCAAUCCAGCAGAUUCCAAGAGGAUCAAAUACUUUAUUCCAUCACUGCAUGGUAUUUAUAACUAUUUUUUCACUUGUUAAGAAGUGCUGAGACAUUACUGUAUGGCAUGGAAUAACCUGCAAUGAUAUUAGCUUAGGUUGGUCUGCCUUGGUUGUUGUCUUUCAGCCUGUGUGCAUGUGCAGUUUGUUCUUCUUUGUCCUAUUAUGUUUCUGUUCUUUUCUUUGUGGGUUUGGUGACCUUUAAGUCAGACAACCUUCUGGGUGCCACCUGGGGGCUAGAGCAAAAGUUGGGCAGAUGUGACAGUUAUGUUUGUAAAAUAGGCUACAUUCCAGCAACAUCAAAGUCAGAGGUUUUUAUACAGAGGCACACACAAUAAUGUCUCCAUCCUCCAUUCAGGCAAGCAAGAGGCAUUAUCACAGUGCUCAAGGACACAUUUUAGCUAGGCAAAAGGAGAAUGCAAAGCAGGGCUUGAGAGGGUUGUGGUCUUGGAAGGGUCUUGAGGGCUGGAUAGAGAGGCCUGGAGAGUUGUAUUCCCCACUUCUGCUGUAAGCAGAUCCGCUUAUGUUGAAGGGCUUGAGCAUGUUGGAGCUUUCCUUGCAAGUCAUUUGCUGGCAGGGAGGACUCACACCUGUUGUCUCAUAUAAUGGAUGCCAGCCCUUCCUUGCUACUGGAUUAGCUUGCAAGGAGGACGGCUUUUGCCUGCCCUCAACAACACCCACUUUCAUAUGAUUAGACACGCUUAUGUGCGGGCAUAACAGCUUGUCUCUAAAACAGCAGGCUGGAGCCUUCAGAUUAUUCUACCUGAAUGAGUAAGUGCUUCUAGGAGAAACUUUAAAGGGCUCUAGUGUUCUCCUCCUAUCUACCAAAGGAAGUUUGGUAAUUCUCUGGGAUCAGCACAGCAAUUGUCUAUAGAAUUAUUUGUGGUAAAUCCUCCUCCUCUUUUUUUAUAGAUACAAAAACUGGUUGCAGUACCAGUAUGCAUCCAAAUGAAGAGAUGGUAACUGAUUGUCACAGAGUUAAAACCUGUCUGAGGUAAAUCUUCUUUCAAUCUGUUUUCAUAUGCGCUAAUUAUUAUGCACUACUUGGAAUUAUGAGAACCUGUACGUUUUUGUAGCAUUCUUAAUUCUGUAAUGCUUUCUUUCAUCUUCCCAGGCAUGAAUGUAGUGUCAAAAAGAGUAGCAAGAAAAGCCAUAAUUCGGUUCAAGAGUGCUUGCCAGCAUGGAAAAUUGCUACCCACAAGCAUUUCUUAGAAACCUCCCCUCCAGAGACUGGAAGACAUUUAAGGAAACUUCACUGUACGGUGGAAGAGGCAAGUCCAUUGACAUAUAUAGUACUUGUAAUGUACAGCAAACUUGUAAUGUACAGAAUUGCCUUGCAAUAGAGAAAUGGCUACAAGAUAUUUAAAUGUGGUGUGUAUUUCAGUAAGGCUGGUUAGAUGGUAUGUUUUCAUCCUUUACAUUUUAUUGCAUCUUUUUUCUUAGAUCAGGGCUAGACUGAUUUCAGUUUGUGUAGUUGAAUUUCCCCCUAGAACUCUCAUGGACACCUAAUAUGUGUUAAAUUUUUCUUGUGAGAGAGUCUUGCCAAGGAUAAAGGUAAAGGUACCCCUAACCGUUAGGUCCAGUCGUGGAUGACUCUGGGGUUGCGCGCUCAUCUCACUCUAUAGGCCGAGGGAGCCGGCAUUUGUCCACAGGCAGCUUCCAGGUCAUGUGGCCAGCAUGACUAAGCCACUUCUGGUGAACCAGAGGAGCGCAUGGAAACGCCGUUUACCUUCCCACCAGAUUUAUCUACCUAUUUAUCUACUUGCACUUGACAUGCUUUCGAACUGCUAGGUGGGCAGGAGCUGGGACCGAACAACAGGAGCUCACCCCGUUGCAUGGAUUUAAACUGCCGACCUUCUGAUCUGCAAGCCCUAGGCUCUGUGGUUUAGACCACAGUGCCACCUGCAUCCCUCUUGCCAAGAGUACAAACUCACUAUCUUUUUAAACACUCAGGUUUGCCUUAAUUGUUAAGUGAUUCAGAGUAUGCAUUCUUGCUUAAGACCUGGAUUCAGCUCAAGCUCUACCUUACCAUUAUUUGCAAUAAUCUGAGCAGGCACUAGGUCGCCCACCAGAAUUUGGUCAGUGGGCUAUUAUGUAGCUUCCCCCCCCCCCACCUCCAUUACACUUCCGUUUUUAAUAAAAUAUUAACUGUCCUUUCUGUUCCUCAAAAAUAACCAAUGUUCUUCAACUUGAUUUCAGUUGCAUAUCAGCUACUAAUAUUCUCUCUGAAACAAUAAGAAGCCUCAGUUUGAAACAGUGAAGUAGAGAGAUGAUAAUUUGGGUGGCAGAUCUGGUAAUCUGUCAUCUCUGAUCUAGUUUCCUGUUACAUAGGACACUGCCUUAACAGAAUAUUAGUCCAUUUAGCUCAGUAUUUUCUAUAAACUGACUGGCAGCAGCUCUCCAGUGUUUCAGAAAGGGUGCUUUUCACAGCCUUUCCUAUAGAUGUUUAGCAUUGAACCUGAAACCUUCUGUAUGCCAACCAGAUGCUCUGUCACUGAGCUAUGGCCCCAUGUUCUUAUAUAACCAUCCUAUAUGAACUGGAACGGAUCAAUUGGUCUUGGUCCAGUUGAUCAAUUGGACGGAUCAGUAGCUUGGUCUGUGCAUGUUUGCUCAGAAAUAGAGCUUACUAUUUUUCCCCAGGGGAAUUUACUCCCAAAUAAGGUAAGAUUGCUGUCCUGGGCUUUCUGUAUCCGAGUUCUCUUUAUGUGGAUUGCUAUUGCUUCGAAUCUGUCUUUCAGAGUGAUUAUAGGUGGCUGGCCUGAGAACUUGCAUAUUGAGGCACACUGCUGGAGUAUUCUUAUUACUAUUAUUAUAUUGAUUUAUAUCCCACAUUUUUCCCAGUCCAGGAAAUGAUAAAAUAGAAAAAGCUUUAAAACAUAGAAAAGAUGAACCAUUAAAAUGUAAUUAAAUAAUAUUUAAAAGAUCCAUUAAAACCACAGACAACAACAAUAUAUUUAAUAUAUUUUGUAUUUUUAUGUUGCAAACCACCCUGUGAUCUUCAGAUGAACUGCAGUAUGCAAAUUUAAUAAAUAAUAAUAAAAGAAUAUCAUUGUAACAUAUAGGGAGUAUGUUUAGAAUAAUGCAGGUAUGAAUGUCAUCACCCUUUUAACGAUAAAUAACUUCAUUAUUUGUCUCCUCCUCCCAGGGAGUACAGAGAGAGGAGCGAGAAAAAUACAAACAGCUGCUGGAACAAGAAAAAGAAAAAUGCUAUAAAAACCACUCCUCUCCCACAAGAGCAAAGUGCUUGGAGUAAGUCCCUAAUAAAAACAUUUUAAUAAAGUCAUAGAAUGAAAUAAUGAAGCAUUUUCUUUUGAGUAGGCUCAUGUGUUUCUUGGUGAAGGUUAACAUGCAUUGAGGAAGACAAAGCAGAUAAAGUUAAUUUCAGCUUAUUGGCAUUCUGGAUUUGAAAUAUCUCCUUAAUUCAUGCACUUGGGCAACAAUAGUGUCUUUAAUAUCAAGGAACUAAUAGGUGUUAGCAUCAGUGAGUAGUUGUGGUUUUGCAGAGCUACACGCUGAGAGGAAGUUGCAGUUGGUCACUCUCAGGUGUAGCAGGAAGUCACUUAUUCAGCCAUCUUCCCAGUAGAGGCAUUAGCAUUUUCUUCACACAAAAAAUCUCAGAUAACCUAGCUAAUAUGUUAUCCUCCUUUCAGAUCCUUUUGGGUUUACCUAACUCUGAAUGAUACCUUGUUUUCAGUAUCAAGAUGUAUGUGUAUUCAGUAUCUGUUCAAUGCCAUGUUGAAAUUUGAGGAUUCUUUUCCUUAGCUGAAAAUGUAAUUUAUCUCUGUUCUUGUGAAUAUCCUAAACCAAGUGUCCAGCAUGAAGUCCAUCAGCCGCUAAAAACUCAUUGCUGUGUAGAAAUCGAUGACCCUUCAUUUGACACACCAAGGAAUGGUAGGUACUAUACAAGCACUAUACAGGUAUAUAAUUAAGUAUAUAAUUAAAUCAAACACUAGCCUCUAGUUCAUACACUUUCAGUCCUACCAGUUUUUCUUACUGCUAUAUUUCCUCCUUGUGUUGCACACUAACUUGAAAGACUUGGGAAAAUCACCAGUCUUUCAGACUUUUGUUGAUGCAUUCCAGUAUAUUAAACUAACCUAGUAACUUGCCGCCUUAAUCAUUCGAAGUGAUUAAUACUUCAGUUAAAUUAUGCUAUUCUUCUUGUUCGUAUGCUUUUUCCUGCAUCUAAAAAAUAAUAAUGACACAGCUUUCUCUGAUAAUUAUCUGCAUUCAUAAUGUUAUAGGAACUCCUUCUAAAGCUACUUUUCCCAUAAGAAGACAUAUUUAAGAGAUGCAAUGUCUCUGAAAGUUACACUGAAUUUCUGGCUAAUAUUUUGAAAAUGGCAGAACUUAAUUGUUAAUUUGAAGAAGCACACAGGUAGGGUGGUAGCUUAUACACACUCCAGGGGUGGAGAACCUCAGUCGCUCAGGUCAAACCUGGCCUGCCAAGCCAUUUCCCCUCAGCUGGCUAUAUCUCCUGAUGGGCAGGUGGACAGGGUUCCUGCUGAUGAGCAAAGAUUAAGCUAGGGAUAAGAGAUUGAAAAGGGAAGGUGUGAGUUUCCCAAAGGCUUUCCACAGCUUUUGCUAGUAUCCCUCCCCCUUCCAUUGAGAUUGCAGCAAGAUCAGGCUUAAAAGGGAAGGAAGGAGACUUCUCCCUCUGCUUCCCUUUUGUGCCUCGUUCUCCUGUAAUCCCAAAGGCUUCACACAACAGCAGAAGCUCCUGGCUUCUUUCUCUUAGGUCGCUGGCAGGAUGAGAGAAAGACGAAGCUUUCUAUCUCUCCUUCAUCAAAAGAGAAAACGAGCUUUUCCCCACCUCAUUAGCCAGCUUCCUUCCCAAGCACUUGCUGCUACUAUGGCAGUGGCCAGAAAGAAGUUCUCAAAAGCAGCAGGUGCUUGGGAUGUUAGGAAAACAUUCUUCAAGAAACAGAUGAAAGUUCCUUUAAAAAACGGUUUCUAGAAUUUCCUUUAGUGUGUGGGAGUGGCAGUCUUGGCUUGAUUGGUGUCAGCUGGAGGUGCAAAUAAAGGGAGGAAGUUGCAGGCUGCAAGUUUAGCAUGAAGAAAGCACACACACACAUGCUGAGUUUAUACCGUGCUGGUGAGUUAUAGAAAGAAUGCAAAUAGUUUAUGUAUUUGGGCCUUCUCAACACUGGCUCCGGCCUGGUGGAAUGCUCUGUCUUAUGAGACCAGGGCCCUGCGGGAUCAAAUUUCUUUCUGCAGGGCCUGCAAGGCAGAGCUGUUCCACCUGGCCUUUGGCUUAGAAUCAGUUUGAUUCCCUCCCCCUCUUUCUUUUUCAUUUCUCCUCCUGUGAAGAGGGUGCAUCCUAAUGUUUUAAUGUUGUAUCUUAAUCUUUUAAAUUGUAUUUUAAUCAACUUGUUUUUAUUAUUGGUUGUUAGCCGCCCUGAGCCCAGUCUUGGCUGGGGAGGGCGGGGUAUGAAUAAAAAUUUAUUGUUAUUAUUAUUAUUAUUAUUAUUAUUUGUAAGAGAAAUGCUUGUGCGACCAGUCAAGAGAUAAAGAAGCUCUUGACUGAGAACUUUGACUAUGACUACUGUUCUUGUCGUCUGCCUCCGGGGAAAAACUCUGCUAUAAACAGUAAGACGAGGUUUUACUGAGGUGCCAGCAUACUAGCAGAAAGCGCAGCAGAAGUGUGUGGGCGGUAACCUCUAAUAUGGGAACCCCACAAGAGAUUUUGACUGUGUGCCUGCGCCUGUCAAUCACAUGGUGUCAUAAUGAUGUCGUGUGAUUUACAGGUGGGCAGCAGUGAUUACUGGUCAGGUUUGGCUUUCAAGGCCAGUUCUGAUAAAAAACCAAAAAAGGUCACACUCCUGCUUUAGAUGGUUAUAAGAGGAGGAAGAGGAAUCCUUAACACUAAAGGUGAUGUUAAAAUUUGUUCUUAAAUACUUUGUUCUCUCCUUUUUAAAAUCCACCUUGGUAUUGGCAUAUUAUUUUUUAAAAACAACUGUAAAUUAGGUAUACAUUAAAAUUGUGUCUUAUCGUAAGGUGGCAGAAAUAGCUUAUUGGUUUUUUAUUCUUUAUGAUAUACUUGAAAUAAGAAGCUGUUUCCUUGGCAUAUUAUUAAGAGGAGAAAUUAUUUACAUGUGAAAUGAGUAUGGCAGCCAACAUUUUUAAAUUUCUUUUCUAAAUAGUAUGUCAGUGCCAUGCUAAAAUUGCAGUUGACUAAAAUACUGUGUUCAUUGCACUUUUUUUUCUUAAAGGUGUCAAAAACUUUGGCUGCCUGUGCCCUCAAAGAGCAGCAAACAGGUAUGUGAAGAUGUUGUUGCAAAAAAUUUGCUGGUUUUGGCUUUGGAGUUGAUUGGCUGCACAUUGAUGCAAGAGCACCACAAUCUUUAAUUAUUGUGUGCAUCAGGUUUUGCUUUUACACUUUUCUCAUGAGUAGUACUUAGUUGUAUCAUUAACUUCCCCAAGGGGAAGUGUUAGAGCACUGAUACUUAGGUGGAUUUAGGGCUAACCUGGAAGCCAUAAAAACAGUAUGUGAGCUGUUGUUAGCAAUGGCUCUAUUUAUUUGUUAUUUCUCUCUCACCUAUAGAUACACGUUUUAGGACAUAAGGAGUAAGAGAAGUACUGCUUGGGGGCAAAACCAGACUGGACGUAGGCAGGGACACAUCUUAGAAUCAUUGAAUUCUAGAAUUGGAAGGGAUCCUGAGGGUCCAGCCCCCUGCAAUACAGUAAUCUCAACUAAGCAACCAUGUUAGGUGGCCAUCUAACCUCUAUGACUUCCUAGGAUGCUAAAGCUUCUGCAUCUUAGUUUUGUAGAGAGGAACUAGAUGAAAUGAUAGAUAGUUCUUUGCUGUUUGUAUAUAAUGAAAAUUUACUAGGUACAUUUUUUAUUCUCUAGCCUUCAGUUCUGGAGCCCUUCCAAACAAAGUAUCUUCACCAGCUUCCAUAUUAAUGGGAUUGUAACUGUCUAGUCAAACUUCUUUCUUAUACUAAAAACUUACCACCUGGCAAUGUUUGUCUAGUUCUGUACUGUACAACUUUCAUUUCUGGAGAGAUGAGCCACUCAGCUAGGUAUUAUAGAAGUUGCCUCAUACACUUUUGCAGUUUGCUGUUCCUUCAUUCUUUCUCUUUCCACGCAAGCAUUGCCGCAACUGCUUUUCAUGGGAACGAAAGAGCAUUGAUUUUAGCAGGAAUUAAAUGCCAGUAUGCUUUCUUCUUCAUGGGAAAACUGUUUUCCCCUCUGCCUUAGCAAAAUCCAUCUUUCUUGCCGUGAAUUAAUCUCUGCUUCUUUCAGUUCAGUGACAGUAGCAGAAAGAACUCCAGAACCUAAAAAGUUAGUAGUACAUAAAAAAGAGGUGAGUCGUUUUUCUGUACUAGUGAAGCUUUUGUCCUUCAUUGCAUAAUUACAUUUUUCCAUAUGAUUAAUACUUUAUGUAUAACCUGGCUCCUAGAGCAGCCUAUAAGGAUUAAAAUACAUCACAAAUAUACAAUGUAAGAUGCUGGGAGGAAUAUUAGAGUAUGGAGAGGAAGCAAGUCAGAGAUUUCCCUUCAGGUUAUUUUGUUUCUUGAGAUUUGUUUUGCUUUUCUAGUCAGCUUUGCUGGUUUGAUUGCUCCUUGUGGAUUGCUGAUGUCAGUUUCUGAAUCUUUACAGAAUACCCAGUCAGUAUUGUUGAGAAACAGAGGAACCCAGGGCAGACAUCAGUGGUGGACUCUGCAGGGUGUCGCAUAUUAAUGUUGUACCUGUCUCUGAUGAUUGCAGAUGGCUAUCUGCCAGGCUGUAGAAAUCAAAACAGUGACCUUUUCCAUAAGCGCAACUCAGCAAACACACAAUUGGUGUUUCAUAUUGUAUUUUGGGGGGAAGGAUCUUGCAACCAUAACUUGGCUGUAUUGCUAGAUGACUAAUGUGCUAAGCCUCAUUUUGUGGAUUUGGAACUUAAGUAAUGCAUAUACAGUGGUACCUUGGUUCUUGAAUUUAAUCCAUUCCGGGGGUCCGUUCAACUCCUGAAAUGGUCCAAAAACCAAGGCACGGCUUCCGAUUGGCUGCAGGAGCUUCCUGCACUCAAGCGGAAGCUGCUUUGGACAUUCGGCUUCUGAAAAAUGUUUGCAAACCGGAACACUUAUUUCCGGGUUUGUGGCGUUCAGGAGCCAAGCCGUUUGACUACCAAGGUACCACUGUAGUGCAAAGGGAAUCCCCACUUUGGGAUACAAUAAAGUUUAGGGCUUCAACCAGGUCACUCCUUCCCAUACUUGUAUUUUUAUUUCCACAUACCUCAAGUAUGCAGAGAUCAUGUCUGUGGGAGUCCCUAUUUUGCUAUCAGACUGAUAGACGGAGGAUACAGCUUUAGUGGAAUCUUAAAGAUGGCACUGGAAUAUAUUGAAUUUUCCUUUCCCAUGAGCAGGCCUGUCACAGACUUGUAUUUCACAAUGGUCCAAUUUCUUUUAACAGAGUUUAAAGCAUUGCUUGACAAAUGAUCUAUCAGAGGAUGUGUCACGUAGGUUAAGCCUUGGUCAGGAAGAAUCAUCAUAUGGAAGGCAUUCUCUAGUUGAGUCAGAAGAACAGAAAUAUCUGAGCUUGGACAAGGCUACAGAGAGCCUUCCUUACCUUACAGAGGUACCAUUCUUGUGGUAGGGUUGAUUGGGAUAAGUUCCUAUCUGAUGGACUAUUUGACCUGAACAAAUGCCACCAGUCUCUUCUGUCCUCGGUACUAUGCCCAGGAGCAGUAACUUAUUAUUUUAAAUUAGCUGUUCAGAUUCAGUUGCAACCCAAGCUGCAGUAUUCAGUAUGUGACAUGUUGCAAGCAAGAGCUUUAGCAUCAUUUUAUAAUCUGAGGAAUUUGAGCAAACCAGAGAUAUCAUGACUUGUCCCCACUCCUGCCCCCGAACAUGGGAAGUUUAAUUCUGCCUGCUGCUCUCUACUUAUGCAUCUAAUAGCAUAACACUUGCCCUUCCAGGAUAUGGAGAGAGAGAUAGCGAAUGUGCUGAACUGUGGCGAAGACGACGAAAUCCUGACUAGUGCCUUCAAGCUGAACAUUACACGUGGAGACAUCCAGAGACUAAGAGACCACCAGUGGCUCAAUGAUGUGGUAAAAUACAAGUUUUCAAUUCUAGUCAAAACAUUGUUAACUUUUUCUUGUGGCAAGGUCACUUGCUGUGAGGUGGACUUGAAUUCUUGGAAAAUUAAAGCUCUUUUAAGUGUUCCAUCCUGGCUUGGUAAGGACUUUGACAUGAUUGGGCAGGGGCAUCUGUUCUACACUGUUUGGUAUAACAAAGGUCAUUCUGGUGUUUGAAUGACAUUCCAUGUUCAAGUUUGCUAAUGAGUGCAGGGAAAUUAGCUGAAGCAGGGCUUCUAGCUAUGCUGAAGAUCCUUGAGGCAAUUCAGCAGGGUUUGUGUGCAUUGUAUAUUAAUGUCCUCCAGAACCUGCUGCCAGUGUCACAGUUUAUACAAGUGCUUCUGACUUAGUACUUAUUUCCUCAGUUCUGAAACAACCUCUUUAAUGAAUUGCUCUGGUUUCUGGACAGAUGAGUGCAACACUUUUUGUAAGAAAAAGGAUUCUAUUUGUCGUGCAACAUCGAAAAAUUUCUAGAUACAUUGCUCCACAUCAGUUCUGAUUUCUUCCCUGUCUGUACCAUUGAUAUAAUCUUGACACACAAGAGAAGCAAAGCAAGCUUCGGAAACAGCCUCCAGCUUAUCUAAGAGGGUGCUGUGGGUUUUUGCAGACUCGCAUGAUUCAUCAGGAGGAGGCUCGGGUCACAGGGGGCCACAGGUGGGGGACGUGGCAGGUGUGGAAGUACUUAGACUUGCUUUCCAAAUAUCCUGAUCAGACCAGCAACCCAGGUAAUAUGUGCAGAUUUUACAUGGAGUGAAGGUCUUAGCAGUUCUGGAAACACUCUGCAAAUUCUACAGCCCAGCAGUUUAGCCACAUGACGUCAUGACAGCUGCCUCCUCUUUAACAGAUAAACAUCUAAUAGUUGCUCUUUUCUUCCUUUAAUUGUUUCUUGUAUUUAUAGGUUAUUAACUUCUAUAUGAACCUUCUGAUGGAGAGAAAUAAACAACUGGGCUUUCCAGUACUGUAUGCGUUUAAUACUUUUUUCUACCCCAAGCUAAGUUCUGAGGGCUAUAAUGGGGUCAGAAGAUGGACCAAGCAAGUGGACUUGUUUCAGCAUGAUAUAAUCUUAGUACCCAUUCAUAUCAGAGUACAUUGGGCAUUAGUGGUGAGCGCAUUGUUGGCUUUUCUCAUUAUUUCAUUUUUAGAAGGGAAGAAGAUGUGAAAGUAGCAAAUGUGAGUGUUCCAUUAAUACUAUUAUUUUGAUGAUAGGUUAUAGACAUGAGGAGAGAGACCAUCAAAUAUUUUGAUUCAAUGGGACAAGAUGGCCAUAUGAUAUGUAAGAGAUUGCUGUAAGUCAAUUUUUCUAAUAGUAAUUUACUUUACAAGUAUUUUUUUUCUUUCCAUGUUUGCUCAUUUAUGUGUAAUACUCCUUCUAAUUAAAGUUGCAGAGAUGUCAUGCAUUGCCAAAUAAAUAACCAAACACAAGCAACUGUCUGACAAGCUGUCUUAAUACUGCACCAACUCUUAAAUUGCUCAUAGAUAUAUUGAGAUGUUUACUUAACCCCUUAGAUAUGACUGUCAUUUUUAGAAACAGACACAGUUAUUGUAAAACUGUAUUCCCUACUUAGUUUACUUUGCAACUUUUUAAAAUAAGCUUUUAAUUUAAAUCAUCAAGUGAAAGUAUGCUCUUAAAGAUAUAUAGCAUCUUCUCAUUCUGCCAGAUAUUGAAAAGGUUUGUGAUACAAAAUUUUGCUAACUCUGUAGAGUGAUAAACUCUAUUUCAGGAGAAUCGUGACUGAUCUAUCUCAUGCUUUUAUUGAACAGGCAUUUUCUGCAGGAAGAAAGCAAAGCCAGGAGAAACAUGGUCAUAAAAACUUCAUCAUGGACACUUUACAGUAUGGAACCACAUGUGCGUGUGUGAUUUUACGGCUCUAAUGUGCAUCUCAGCACAUGUUCUUUAAAGUGUUGCUUUGGGUGUACUGAUCCUUCCUUAAAGCAUCAUUUAUUAAGCUAUGAACAAAUGUUAGGUGCUCACCCAUAAGUGUUGAAUGCUGAGCUUGUUGAAGGGUUUCCAUAAUGCAGUGAAGACUUAGAUAAAAAUAAUGAAAUUUUAUGCUGAAGGGAUUCUAACGUGAAAUGCUUACUAUCUUGAGUUAGGUUAAUUUGGGAAAAGUUUAAAAAUUUCAAGCAGAGUGGAUUUCACAGAAUGUAUAGCUCACUUGGUAAGACUGGUGCUGAUAUGGUCGAUCUACUUUCGGAACUUUCUCCUGUAGUCUUAAGUUUUCCGUAGAGCAAACCAUGUCUAAUGUAGGAGAGAAAUGGGAAAUGUAGUACAGUACAAUCGCAUCGUACAUGGGGCUUUGGUUCCACGUAUCUAUGACACUAACAGAGCCUCUUUAAUGUUCAGUAUUCUGCAGUUGAGGGGGGGAAGCAGAAAGGAAGCAAUAUCUAUCUAUAUAUAUUUCUGCAUUUUUCUGUUUCCUCCCUUCCCUCAAUCUUAGGAAAUUCCACAGCAGUUGAACGGCAGUGACUGUGGAAUGUUUGCUUGUAAAUAUGCAGACUUCAUCUCCAGGGAUAAACCCAUUUCAUUUACACAGGUGAGUGGCCUGAAACACUUUAGGAAAGCCUAAAGCUGCUUUCCUCCUGCUUUGCCUCCCUUGAGGUAGGCAGGGAUUUGUUCACGGCUAGUUCUGCCAUAGGCCUUCUCUGUGACCCCUAUUUCCGUGGAGAAAUGGCUGCUUAUUAGUGGUGUCCCAUCUUGCACAACUGCACAUCUGGGACUUUGCAUAUCUGAUACCUUUGUUUGGAUAUGCUCCCAUAUAUUCUGUUCAUGACAUGAUGAGCUGAUAAACCAAGCUAUUGCAAAGAAAUAAUCUGGGGUGGUGAUGGAGAGAGAAUAAUCAUGAACGUAGUAGUAGACUUUGAGCAGUGACUCCUGCACAGAUGGGAGGUUUGCUUGUAUGACUGCGUUCGGUGUUCCAAGGUGUUUUUCUUUUUGCAGCGUCACAUGCCUUACUACCGCAAAAGGAUGGCAUGGGAGAUACUUCACCAGCGAUUGCUGUGACACCAUCUCAAAGUAUCCUCUUUCCUGAUCUCCGUUCAGAGAUAGGAGGUAUGCAGACGUGUCGUUCCAAACCCAAGUACUUAGUUCUGAAUUUCCAUCCAAAGGGCUGAAACAUGGAUUAAGAAAGGGAUUCGGCAGAAUCAGCUUAAUGGUACCAGAGUAGUGAAAGACUGUUAAAGAAAAGCGGCCUGACAAUUCGAUAUUGGAUAAACAAUGAGCAACCUCAGUGACGUGAAGAUGGAAAAUUGCCAUCUUCCCAACGGCUGUACAUUAUGUACUAUAAUUUCAAGGCACUGACUCUAAUCAGGAAAUAUGCUAUGAGCUCGUAUGUCAGUUCCCAGCUCCAUUUUUAGGUUAGCCUCACCAGUUUGCCAGCACAUCCCUCCUACGCAAACUACGGUUAGAAACACUUCCAAGAUGGAGUAAGGAAGGGGUGUGCAAUUGUGCGUGGGUGGGUGUAUGAACCUGUGGCAUAUUCCUGACCACCAGACAAAGAUAUUUUGGAUUGGAAGGUGGAAAACACACUUGUUUGGUUUUUUUUUUUUUCUUUUCUAAAACUCGAUUUGUGGUGAUUUUGGAAGAUAGAAAUUUCCUUUUGAUUUGUAACAAAUCCAUAGCAAAAGCCCAAAUGGGGACUCAUCUUUCUUUAAAAGGAUUAUGAUUUGUAUGAGACUUAUUUAUUUGUGUUCGUAUAUUUAAAUGGAAAUGUGUUGGAAUCUGAAAUAUUUGAAGAACUAAAAAUGGAAAUAAAUAUUUAUCUAGCAAAUCUCAAUUUGAAUCUUUUCAUCUGAUACUGUACUUCAUCUGGAAAAGUUUUGAGGUAGUAGUGCUAAGGUUAAAGGAAUAACGUUAAUAGGUGAAUGGGUAGAAUUCAUAUAUUUUCUUUCAAACAUAAGCAGAACCAUAAUUUAAUGGGUAAGAGAAAACAGCUCUACUAACUUUCUUUCUACAGUGUCUGCAUGUCUUUAGUAGGCGGAAGCACAUGUUGCAUUCUGGUGAGGAGGAAAAGGAAGUGUUCACUAGCAUUGCAAGCUGAAUGUUAGCAAGUUGUGGUUUGACUACAGAGCACACACAGAAAACCAAACCGAAAGAAAUCUAAUAUCCCACUUCUUUGCUAUAUUCAUUAUCUGCUUGUCAAUCAGUACAGAAAGAAAAACUAACUCUGGGUUUUAAUGUUGUGCAGGCAUAGGCAAACUCCAGCCCUCCAGAUGUUUUGGAACUACAAUUCCCAUCAUCCCUAGCUAACAGAACCAGUGGUCAGGGAUGAUGGGAGUUGUAGUCCCAAAAUAUCUGGAGGGUCGGAGUUUGCCUAUCCCUGAUGUUGUGGAAUGGGAAGAGUGGAAGGAAAUUGCAGUGGGCAGGAGAGUAUUGUGAGGUGAUUGUGGGACAACUGGUCUGUGCCUAGUUCAAGUUUGAAGGAACCUUUUCUCCCCCCGCCCCCCAAAAAAUACUGCAAUUCCCCUCUCGACUCAUAAUGCUGUUAUUUAGUGCUUUGACCAAUUAUUCUUGGAGGCUGGUUAUAUUUAACACUUUUGCAGAUGGCAGUUGUGCAGUACCAUUCUGGAAAUUGCCCAGUUUUGGCUAUAGUUAUAUUGGACAGCCUUCAAGUGUUGUGCACUUCUGGGUAAGAGUCCUUUAUGAAUAACUGCAUAUGCAGCUAUUUUGCUGUGUACAAGAGAUUUGGUGAUGGCUUCCCAGUGUAUGCCCAUUAUUGGAACGUAAGUGACAUGGGAACAUACGGAAGCUACCUACAUGCUAAGCAUGACGAGGCAGUGUGUCCUGUAUCGUAGAAUAUAGUGGAUAAAUGCAGGUGUGUGGCCUGAUUUGUAAGCCUUCCUUUCCUUUAAACAGAUGCCUCCAUGCACUACUUGUCUGUAGUUUAAUUCAGAGAAGGGAAAGCUGCAACACUUCAGGCCGGGUUAAGUCUGGUGAAAGGUGCUUUGGUUCCUCCCGUGAAAUAUGCCUAGAAUUGAAUUGGUGGUGGCUUAAACGUAAGUUUUGCAGCCUGAAUUUAUGUUUACAAAUACAGCAUUUAUUUAGCACUUUAAGUGCUCGGUGUACUUGCAUGCAUUCCCAAUAAUCCUUACACCACAGUAAGGCUACUCAAGUCUUUGUAUCCUUGCAUCUCUUAAAACCACUGGGAGGCCAUGCCUUAGACGUCAGCCCUUUACACACUUACCUGGGACUAAGUCCCAUCAAACUGAGGAGCUUCCUUCUGAGGACACUUGUAUAGGAUCUCUACCACACAAGCAUUUAAAAUACAGGCAUCACCAGCUGUGGGGUAAGCACUCUUUUUUUUCUUUUAAUAACCUGACACCACCACCAAUAAGCCAAAGCAUGUGAAAUUUUCACAAGUGGGCUUUUCCAUCCACUUCCAUAGGGCUUCCUUCUCUCUCUCCCCCCCCCCCGCCCCAAUGUUGGGCCUCCCAUCUUGUGCAAGAAGCUGCAUAUGGGAGCUGAUGCUAUAGGACAGGUUAUAUUUAGAGCAUAAUUGCCUACUGUUAGUUGACACAUAAAUAUGUAGCUAUUAUGCUACAAAAAUAAUCUGUUAAUCCUGUAAGAGAUUAGCCUCUUUGUAAACUGCUUGUUUUAGCAUAUGUUAAUCCUUUCUAUCACAGUAAGAAACAAGACGUUGUGUUUGUUUGGCCACUAGCUUGUGCUGGUCCAGUCCUGUUUUUGAGUGUGUGCGUAUGUGUCUAAUAUUCUUCUAAGCUGGUUUGUUAAAAGUUUUCGCCUAUGUGGGAAACUCAUGAAAAAUGAUUGCAACCUAUUUUCUAAGUCCAUAGUGACAAGUUAACUCAAAUGAUACUUUUGAAGGGUCACUGCAAUUUAAAUGAGUUUGAAAGUCACCCAGGUACUUCUACAAAGCGCAGCCCUUGUUUCUGCUUCCACCCAUUGACCUCACAAGACUGCACAGGAUCCCCUCGUUAAGGCCGGGGAGGAAGUAGAUUAGGGGAGAGUGCUAGCAUACCACCCACUUUCCUAUUUUCCUUUUUCUGUUAAAUAAAACUACUGAGGUCAGGCUCUUGUUAGCUGGAUAUAUUUUGUUUUUCACAGAACACUGUUUGAAGUAGAGAAACUGGCAUUGCAGUCUGUUGGUACAAUGGUAUGUUCACAGAAACCAGUAUAACAUCCAUCUGUUAGCACAGAAAACUCUAACCGUGUGUGUAACCUGUCAAACUCAGGAGUUCUGCUCCAGUGUCUCUUGCACUUCUAUCCUUUAUUAUUAUUAUGUUCCAAGGCCAUUUGCUCUCAUCUAGCAGAAGAAGAAUACAGAAUAGUCAUCAUGCAGAAUGAUGCUUUCUUCCACCUGGCAGCUGUCUUUUGCCUAAAUUUAUUUCCAACUCAUUUUUAUU
Podarcis lilfordi (Lilford's wall lizard) is the source of this 20795-nucleotide messenger RNA. NCBI's taxonomy places the organism in Eukaryota, Metazoa, Chordata, Lepidosauria, Squamata, Lacertidae. The record is from the annotation of a GenBank genome assembly.